Molecule: messenger RNA, 1409 nt
Organism: Neltuma alba
Lineage: Eukaryota; Viridiplantae; Streptophyta; Magnoliopsida; Fabales; Fabaceae
Product: zinc-finger homeodomain protein 9-like
Exons: 1
Coding region: 256-1200 (314 amino acids)
Biological process (GO): regulation of developmental process; regulation of DNA-templated transcription
Cellular component (GO): nucleus
Molecular function (GO): transcription cis-regulatory region binding; DNA-binding transcription factor activity
Source: RefSeq, a predicted model, not a curated record
UAAAAAAACCCCAGGUGGUUAAGAAGCACAACCACAUAACCCUGAUUCCUAUUAUCAACAGUCAUCUCCCUCCUCCUCCUCCCUCGUCUUCUUCCGAGCUUCACUGCUCCAAUUACUUUACUUUCCCACAUAAUCAAAACACUCGCUCCGCGAACCACUGUGCUAUAGAUUCCUAUCCUGGACAAAAGCCUAACCCUAAUGACCCCUUAAACCCGCGCAUAGAUUUUGCUUUUGAGGACCCUGGAUGUUCGGGCCAUGGACUUAACCUCCACCGCUCUCAACCACAUCGCCGCCUCCAAUUCUACCGGUGCCAAAUCCCCAGAACAUGACGGUGAAAUUCCGACCCGGAUCCAGCCCGCACCGGUAAAGUCCUUGUCAUUCUCCAACGGCGUCCUGAAGCGCCACCAGCCCCACCACAAACAUCCCGUGCCGGUCACCUAUAAAGAAUGCUUGAAAAACCAUGCAGCCAGCUUGGGAGGCCACGCGCUCGACGGUUGCGGCGAGUUCAUGCCUUCUCCCAGUGCCAAUUCUGCCGACCCCAGCUCCAUCAAAUGCGCCGCCUGCGGCUGCCACCGCAAUUUUCAUCGCCGUGAGCCCGAGGAGCCCGUUUCCACCGCAACCCACGUCAUCGAGUAUCAGCCCCACCAUCGGCACCACCCUCCGCCACCCCCGCCGUUCCAAGCCCCGAAUCGGAGCCCCAAUUCAGCUUCCCCACCCCCGAUCUCAUCUUCCUACUACCCCUCCGCACCCCACGUGCUCCUGGCCCUCUCUGCUGGUUUACCGAUCCAUCCGGAGAGUACGGCUGGUCCGGCCAGUGCUUUGGGCACGCCGACUUUGAAUUCUAGGAAGCGGUUCAGGACCAAGUUCACCCAAGAGCAGAAGGACAAAAUGUACCAGUUCGCUGAGAGGGUGGGGUGGAAGAUGCAGAAGAGAGACGAGGACUUGGUGCAGGAGUUCUGCCACGAGGUCGGGGUUGAUAGAGGUGUUUUGAAGGUUUGGAUGCACAAUAAUAAGAACACUCUGGGGAAGAAAGACGCGAUGAAUGGGAAUAUAAACGUUCUCGAGUUAGACCAAGACAACAAUCACGAGAAUGGAAUCACCCGUAACAACAACAACGGCAGCACCCAGGAUCCGAAUCAUCACUGCCAGAACGAUAGCGGGGCAAACGCCGGUACUAACGGGUCGUCUUCAUCUUCUUAAUCUUCGGUGGAGAUUAAGGAGGAAAAUAAUAUAUUAGAUAGAGCAAGCUGGUAUCAGUUAAUUAGUCGUUUCUUUCUCUUUCUCUUUCAUUUUUCCCCCCCUCCUUUUUGUUUAGCUUUUAUUAAUGAGAUUAUGAAUUACCAAGUUAAGGAUAUUUAACGUGAGUGACAUCUAUAUCCAGAAGGAAUUUAUUUUCAGGGUUUCUGCUA